AUGUUCUGGCUUGUGCUACUCUUCGCCCGUAAUCCAUCUCCCACUUCUAGCGACGACUCUGUGACUACUAUAUUGUGUGAUGUAGCACUUGACCUGCUACCUGCUUUCCUCGUCUGGAAAUUGCAACUCAAUAGUUGUACGAAGUUUGCAGUAAGAGGAAUUCUCGGGUUACGGGCGAUGUACGUGCUAUAUUUUGGCCAACUGGCCACUCUGGAGAUGAAUCUAUUGCUAACUAUAAAUAAUGCGAAUUCUGCCUACCAAAUCGCCAUCGGAUCCAACAUUGAGGCCGGCCUCGGAAUUACAGCAGGCAGUCUCGUCACUCUUCGACCAUUAUUCCGCUGGCUACUAGAUAAAAUUUCGACUCAUAAUCACAAGUCAUCUCAUCAAGGAAAUAUUAGCAACAGCAGUCAAGAAGCCUUGAACCCCUGA
Messenger RNA from Penicillium samsonianum, 429 nucleotides. RefSeq lists its product as uncharacterized. The coding region runs from base 1 to 429 and encodes 142 amino acids. The record is from RefSeq and is a predicted model, not a curated record. NCBI's taxonomy places the organism in Eukaryota, Fungi, Ascomycota, Eurotiomycetes, Eurotiales, Aspergillaceae. The transcript has 3 exons.